AUCUAUUGAAGCAUUUUCAAGUUUAGAUAAGUUGAUUUUAGCGAGUGUUGUACGUUUUGUAGCAAGUGAUUAAAAACCGACGAAAGAAUUGCUGAAAUUCGGCUUAAAAAUAGUAUGUUUUGUGGGUGGCAUUAGGCACAUGUAAACUUACUAUUAAAUGGCUGAAACGUCAACGUUUUAGGUUUAGUUAUAAAGAUUAUGCUCAUUACAUUAACAAAAAGUAAAGUGUUUGGGGUUCUGUGAAGAAUAUUUACGAUGUGUUGAGGAUCUUUUAUAAAAAGGAUAGGAACUGUUGUGGAAUUGCAUACAAAAACCCCCUAGGGAAACUCCUCGUCAACUUACUCCUGUGUGCUGAUCGUCUCUCAACACCAGCACCACCAUGCCGCAGAACGAGUAUAUUGAGCGUCACAUCAAGCUACAUGGGCGCCGGCUCGACUAUGAAGAACGCAAACGAAAGCGCGAGGCUCGUGAGCCGAAGAAGCGCGCCGCGAUGGCUCGUAAAUUGCGCGGCAUCAAGGCUAAACUGUUCCAAAAACAACGACGCAAUGAAAAGAUUCAGAUGAAGAGAAAAAUUCAAGCUCACGAGGAGAAGAAGGUCAAGAAAACAACGGAGAAGGUUGAGGAUGGUGCGAUUCCCACAUAUCUGCUCGAUCGUGGCGUGCAGUCUAGCGCCAAGGUACUGUCCAACAUGAUUAAACAGAAACGGAAGGAAAAAGCCGGCAAAUGGGAUGUACCGAUUCCAAAAGUUCGAUCUCAGUCUGAUGCGGAAGUAUUCAAAGUGAUCCGCAGUGGAAAAACAAAACGAAAAGCCUGGAAGCGAAUGGUCACUAAAGUUACAUACGUGGGGGAAAAUUUUACCAGAAAACCACCAAAGUUUGAACGAUUUAUUCGACCGAUGGCACUCCGUUUCAACAAGGCGCAUGUGACGCAUCCGGAGUUAAAGGCCACAUUCCACCUGCCCAUCAUCGGCGUCAAAAAGAAUCCUUCCUCGCCCAUGUAUACCAGCCUUGGGGUUAUUACCAAGGGUACUGUGAUCGAAGUCAACAUUUCCGAACUGGGUUUGGUCACACAAUCUGGUAAAGUAGUCUGGGGCAAGUAUGCUCAGGUCACAAACAAUCCCGAGAAUGACGGUUGCAUUAAUGCUGUGCUUUUAGUUUAAUUCAUGUACCUUCUACCAUCGUUAGCUUUAAUUUAAUUUUUAAGAUUGCGUUGUUCGUAUGCGAAAUAGGAACAAAUACACAUUUUCAGGUCGAAAUUACAGAA
Molecule: messenger RNA, 1263 nt
Organism: Topomyia yanbarensis
Lineage: Eukaryota; Metazoa; Arthropoda; Insecta; Diptera; Culicidae
Gene: Ip259
Product: ribosome biogenesis protein NSA2 homolog
Exons: 2
Coding region: 380-1159 (259 amino acids)
Biological process (GO): maturation of 5.8S rRNA; maturation of LSU-rRNA
Cellular component (GO): preribosome, large subunit precursor; nucleolus
Source: RefSeq, a predicted model, not a curated record